Messenger RNA from Dissoconium aciculare CBS 342.82, 474 nucleotides. RefSeq names its product TPR-like protein. The record is from RefSeq and is a predicted model, not a curated record. NCBI's taxonomy places the organism in Eukaryota, Fungi, Ascomycota, Dothideomycetes, Mycosphaerellales, Dissoconiaceae. The transcript has a single exon. The annotation marks the transcript as partial. Gene Ontology annotation, molecular function: protein binding.
GAGCAUAUAUCGGUGCUUGAAACGGCUAACAAUCUCGGUAUGUUAUAUGCUAGCCAAGGCAGGCUAGCGGAGGCCGAGGAGAUGUAUGUACGAGCUCUACGCGGGAAGAAGAAGGUAUUAGGCGCGGAGCACACGUCGACGCUUGACACGGUCGUUAAUCUCGGCGCUACAUACGCCAUUCAAGGCCAGAUUUCAGAGGCCGAGGAGAUGUAUGAGCGGGCGUUACGCGGUGAAGAGCACCCGUCCAAGCUUAAUGCAGUCACCAAUCUUGGCAAUUUAUAUUUCAACCAAGGCAAGGUGGUGGAGGCGGAGGAUAUGUAUCUACGGGCGCUUUGUGGAUCCGAGGAGGCAUGGGGCGCGGAACACAUGUCGACACUUACUAUAAUCUACAAUCUCGGCGCUCUGUACACCGACCAAGACAAAAGGGCGGAGGCGGAAGAGAUGUAUAUACGGGCGCUACGCGGAUACGAGAAG